Messenger RNA from Pantherophis guttatus, 2574 nucleotides. Its product is annotated as zinc finger protein RFP-like. The record is from RefSeq and is a predicted model, not a curated record. Gene Ontology annotation, molecular function: protein binding; zinc ion binding. NCBI's taxonomy places the organism in Eukaryota, Metazoa, Chordata, Lepidosauria, Squamata, Colubridae.
GCCAUGGCUACUGCUGAUGCUGCUGGAGCUGCUGCUAACUCAACUCUCUGUGAGGUCCACAACAAACCUCUGAAGUUCUUUUGCCAAAAUGAGUUGGCUUUGAUCUGCGCCCAGUGUGCCAAAAGCAAGAAGCAUCACACUCACACUAUUCUCCCCAUGGAAGAAGCAGCCCAAAAAAAGAAGGCUGAAAUCCAGAAUCACUUGAAAAAGGGAAGACACGUUGCUAGGAUGUAUGAGAACCAUGUUAAAAUGAGCACUCAGAAUCUAUGGAAAAGGCCGGGAGAAGAACGUCGCAAGUUGGUGCAUGAAUUUGAAGAGUUCCACCAGGCUGCAAAGGAUCAAAUGCAGUUCCUACUUUCCCAUCUGGAAGAACUGAAAAUCAACAUCUCAGACUACCAGAAAAAAAAUUAUGCCAGGCACACCACCAACACAAUCCAACUGAACGCCCUGAUUGGAGACCUAGAGAGGAAGUGUGAUCAGCCAGAGGCUGAAUUCUUGAAGCAAAUGACUCAGAUCAACCGUUUGGUCAGUGAUUUAGAGAAGCUGCGCAAGGUCCUUCCUGAAGAAUGCCUGAAGGAAUUUAAAAUUAUUUCAAACUGCUUGGGUGAAGAAAAGUAUGUGGAAAACAAUCUUGGUGACCUGGAACAGAGAUUGGAAAAAAUCACUGAACAAAAUAAAGUUCUGAAGGAGACACUGAAGGCAUUGAAAGUUAAGAUGCAAACCGAAUUAAUGAAAAUCAUGGACAACUGCCUGAAAUCUUAUGAGAAAGCAAAUGUGUUAUUUGACCGGGACACCCUGAAUCACAUGCUGGAUCUUUCAGGUGACCAGAUCACUGUCAAGUGGAAUGCAGAACUGAAGGAAAAAAUCCCUUACCACUGGAUGAGGUUCGAAAAAGUUUCCUGCGUGCUCGGAAGCGAAGGGUUCACUGCAGGGAGAGUCUACUGGGAGAUAAACGUGGAAGAAGGGAAGAUCUGGGCUGUGGGGGUAGCCAAAGAAUCGGUGGAAAGGAAGCACCUGGUACAUUUUGCCCCCGAAAAUGGCAUUUGGGGGUUAGGUUUAGAUGAGCAAAACAAAUACGUGGUGUAUACCAAUUCUGGAGUUGUUCCUUUGGAUCUGUCUGAGCCUCUCCAAAAGAUCCGGGUAAAUCUAGAUUACACGGCAGGGCAGGUGUCAUUUUUCAACGCUGAGACCAGCCGUUGGAUCUUUACCUUCCCUCCCGCAAACUUUUCUGGAGAAAAUAUCUACCCUUGGUUCUGGAUUAAGGGAGGACUGCUCAAGCUGCCAGCCAUAGACCUUGAAGAGCUGGCUGCUGACCUGGUGUGGGGAAGAUAUAGCGAGGUGCCUCUUUACAGAGACCCCUGGGAAUUUUUAAAUGAACCUUGGUGAAGUCCUAAGCAGAUUGGCCAUCUCCUGCCAUGCAUUCUCCUUGGUUCCUCUUAAUCAGAUGUUUUAUUCCCUUGUUAGAGGCAUGGAGGCCCAGCUUCAGUGUAGAAGCUUUAGAUUUGGAUGGCCAUGACUGAUUUCUCAGAGAGCUGACUGAACAACCAAAAUGUGAGAAUCCUUGUCUACAUUUUAGGUUACAUAACACUAGAGAUGAUAUACACUUCCCUUUUUUAGACCAAUGCACUGUAGUAUUAAUUUUCAUGGGAUGGUUCAUUCAUAUUUUCUUAUGCCUUAGGGCUAAUUUAACCAUUUUUUAAAAUGUAGAACUGCCUUGCUCAUUACUUUUUUCAGCCCAGUGGGAAGACAAAAUAGUUAUUCAGUUCUCUUCUUCUACAUUCAGUAUGUAUGACAGUGGUGAAAUCCAAAUUUUUUUACUACCGGUUCUGUGGGUGUGGCUUGGUGGGUGUGGCUUGGUGGACGUGGCAGGGGAAGGAUGCUGCAAAAUCUCCAUUCCUUCCCCACUCCAAGGGAAGGAUAUUUCAAAAUCUCCAUUCCCACCCCACUCUGGGGCCAGCCAGAGGUGGUAUUUGCUGGUUUUCCAAACUACUCAAAAUUUCCACUGCCGGUUCACCAGAACCUGUCAGAACCUGCUGGAUUUCACCCCUCUAUGUAUGAGUAUUUUAGAUGUUAGCCCUUCCCAAUUUCUCUCCAGCUGUAGAAAUUAUACUUGAAAUGUGAGAUUAUAACUUGUUCAACCCAUCACAAGGAUGUCUGCAGGGAAGGAGGUUAAAAAAUUAAAAUGGUGGCCACAAUCACCUGAGCUCCAUCCCGUUUAUGUGUUUUGCACACGUUAAAAGAGGACUUUGCUCACAUGUGUUUUUGUAGGUGAUGCAUAUAAAAAACCUGACAUCCUUGACAAUUUUUAAUUAAAAUAUUUCUUUGGACAUCUAAGAUAAGGUAUCUCUCUAGGAUUCUUCCUACUUACAUACAGUUUAUGAAAGUAAUAUUCUUAAGCUUGCUUACACCAGUUUGUUCCAUGCUCAUGAUAUUCUUUGUUCUUAAAUCUGCAUAGUACUUUUUCAUUUGUCUACUGUUUUACUGCUUCAUUGUUUGCAACUUCCUGUGUUCCUGUUCAAAUAUAUUUCAAUACUUUAAAAUUGGUUGUUAUAAUAAAAAAAAAUUUAAACCUCA